Messenger RNA from Trichobilharzia regenti, 732 nucleotides. The record is from the annotation of a GenBank genome assembly. NCBI's taxonomy places the organism in Eukaryota, Metazoa, Platyhelminthes, Trematoda, Strigeidida, Schistosomatidae.
AUGCGUCGCAACUACAGUCUUCAAUCGGAUAGAAAGAGUCGUCAGACAAGAGCACCAUCUGUUGUUGGACAAGAACAAAAAUCUGUAAAUCGUGAUGUGAAAUACAGACCACAGCCUAACGAAAUGGUUGAAAGUCUAAUGCAAUUUUUAGUCAAUACGGACUACUGCAGUUCAACACCCGAGGCUUCAUUGACACUGAAUUCCAAGGAGAUAUUUUCAAUAUUUGAGCAUGUUAUACGUCAAAUUGAUCCAUCAUUUCGUAUUAAAGGUGGUGUGAUGAAACCAGAAGAAGUACUUGUAAGUACUCUUAAGAAGCUUGGCUAUCCUAACCCUCUGAGUAAACUUCAUUUAGUCGCACCUGGUGCUCCUCAGGCAUGGAAUUCCAUUGUAACCGCAUUGAAUUGGUUAAGAGAAGGAGUGGAGCAUGCGAAACAGUUAAGUGAAUUUAGCAUUCCCGUUGCUGAAGGUGAUGGAAAUGCUAAUGAGAAAGCAUCAGUGAACAAGCUCAUUCAUGAAUUGAAGUUGUCGUUGUUUAAGAAAAAACGCGGAGACCCUAAUAUUACUGACUCUGUAAUUCAGAAUCUGAAAUCAUCUAUCAGUAUAACACUGGGCGCUCCAAGUGAUGAAGAUAUGAAGAAAGCCUAUGAUCGAUCGAUUGAAAAAGACAUAGAACUGGCAAGUUUUGAGAGUAACUGUAAUGAAGAAAAUGUGUUAAAAAAAUUGACGAAUUGA